Molecule: messenger RNA, 702 nt
Organism: Miscanthus lutarioriparius
Lineage: Eukaryota; Viridiplantae; Streptophyta; Magnoliopsida; Poales; Poaceae
Source: the annotation of a GenBank genome assembly
AUGGGGGCAAAAUCAAAUCGGAUGAACAAGAAUUUGUGUGACGAAUGUAAACAAAUUACUCAGGAACAUGUGAGAAUUAAGCUGCUCCAUGGAACACUCCCAUCUUGCCCACGAAAUGGCUGCACUUCCAAGCUAACUGUAGAGGGUUCCAAGGUAUUCCUAUCACCUCAACUAUUAGAGAUCAUGGCACAGCGUAUCAGUGAAGAGCAAAUCCCUCCAACCCAAAAGAUUUACUGCCCUUAUCCCAAGUGUUCAGCCUUGAUGUCCUUGAGUGAGCUGAUGAAGCCAAUGCAAGGAACUUGCUCAAAGUACACUGUUGCUGAUGUUGUCACCUUGAGGAAGUGUGUGAAAUGCAGAGGCUCUUUUUGCUUCAGAUGUAAGGUCCCCUGGCAUGAUAGGAUGACUUGCAAUGAUUACAAGAGAAGGUACCCGCAUGGCCGUCCAGAAGAUGCCAAGUUACUGAACCUUGCACAACAGCGGCUGUGGCGGUGCGGCUAUGAAUUCUGCUACACAUGUGGGUGUGAAUGGAAGGAGAAGAAAGCAACUUGCACCUGCCCACUGUGGGAGGAAUGCAAUAUCAUCAGGUAUGAUAAUGAGGACGACGACGAGGAGGAGGACGAGGAUUACUACGAUGAAGAAGAUGCUUACUAUGGACGAGGCCCUCUGGUUCACCUUCCUUUUCAUCGAAGGGCUGUUCACUAG